CUUUGUGUAUGUCAAAUGGGAAGGGUUGCUGCAAAGUUAAAUAUCGACUUUGUGAUAUCCACUAGAGACAAUUUCUACGAUGAUGGAUUGACUGGUAUAGAUGACCCUGCAUUUGAAAUUUCGUUCUCAAAAAUCUACACUGCCAAGAGCCUCCAAAAGCAAUGGUAUAGUGUGUUGGGCAAUCAUGACUACAGGGGUGAUGUUGAAGCUCAAUUGAAUCCAAUCCUUCAGAAAAUUGAUCCUAGAUGGAUCUGCCAAAGAUCAUUUAUUGUUGAUACUGAAAUUGCUGAGUUCUUCUUCAUUGAUUCAACACCUUUUGUGGACAAGUAUUUUCUUAAGCCAAAGGACCACAAGUAUGACUCGAGAGGAGUGCUUCCAAGGGAAAAAUAUUUAUCAAAGCUCUUGAAGGAUCUAGAAAUAGCAUUGAAGGAUUCUACUGCCAAGUGGAAGAUUGUUGUGGGGCAUCAUCCUGUAAGAAGCAUAGGACAUCACGGUGACACCAAAGAGCUCAUAAGAUAGCUCCUGCCAAUUCUUGAGGAAAAUAAUGUGGAUAUGUACAUUAAUGGGCAUGACCAUUGCUUGGAACACAUAAGUAGCAGAAGCAGGGCGUGUGGA
This is a messenger RNA of Glycine soja, 615 nucleotides long. RefSeq names its product purple acid phosphatase 3-like. The record is from RefSeq and is a predicted model, not a curated record. Gene Ontology annotation, molecular function: ferric iron binding; acid phosphatase activity; ferrous iron binding. The coding region runs from base 16 to 519 and encodes 167 amino acids. The transcript is spliced from 5 exons. Lineage: Eukaryota; Viridiplantae; Streptophyta; Magnoliopsida; Fabales; Fabaceae.